GUGGUAACCCUGAGGUGGUCGCCAUCUUGCGUACGGAGGUGCAGCUCUUGCCUCUGAGUCUGACGCCUGGGAUUUUGGUUUCUCCCUCUCUGCCUUGUGAUGGUGUAUGAGUGUUUUUUCAUUUUGACGGAGUUUCGUGUCUUGUAGGAGAAUUUCUUUUUGGGGGUGAGGUAAAGGUCCAUGCAGAGCCUGUAGAAGAAGAUGCCUUAUGGUGAAAUUGAAGCUAAGUUCUUGGGACCUGGAAAAGAACUAACAAAUGAACCAUGCUAUAAAAAAUUGAAGUCAGCCACCAAAGCUUAUAUUUUCCCACAUCGUAGCAGUGCUGAUUUUCUUCAGGAGGACAAAACCCAAACUACAGAUUUGCAGAAACCUUUGCGUAAUGAGAUGCCUUGUAAUAGACUAGAUGUUAUUGAAUCUAUUGGUUCACAAAUUUUACAGCAUGGAAAAUCUCCAUUAGUAUCAACAGAUGAUGAAAUAUAUAGUACAAGUAAAACAUUUAUAGGACCCAUUUACAAACCCCCAGAAAAAAAGAAAUGUAAUGAAAGAAGGAAUGAGACAGACACUCACAAUGAUACAAAUGGCAAAGGAAGACAAGAAAAGAAACGGAAAUUUUACACCAAAAAAUUAGAGAUUGACACUGAAUUAUCACAGUUUUACAAAGAAAUUGAAGAACUCGAAAAUGAAAAAGAUAAUUCAGAAGUCAGUUGUAAGGAAUCUGAACCAUCUCAGGAACAACUUCUUCCGUAUUAUGAGGGCUGUAAUAAUGAUGUCUUAAGAUCUGAUGAAGCAACUAAAGAUCUUAAUAGUGCUCUUCAGUCACAUUGUGGUUAUCAGCAGUACUUGGGCAAUGAGCCAGGCAAAUAUACCUAUGAUGGACAAGUGAUACCUACAUUUUGUGAUACUUCAUUUACUUCCUUCAGGCCUGAAUGGGAAUCAGUGCAUCCUUUCAUAGUGCCCCAUGGUCCUCCUCUUCCCAGUUUUAACUAUCAUUUAAAUAUUCAAAGAUUUAGUGCUCCACCAAAUCCAUCACCAAGUAUUUUCCAUGCUCAAGAUGACUAUCAGAUUCAAAAUGGGUAUGAUGUAAAUAGUUGUCAUGUUAACUGGAAUUGUUUGACUUUUGAUCAGAACAAUGAAUAUACUGACUGUAGUGAGAAUAGCAGUAGUCUUCAUCCCCCUAGAAGUGGCUAUAGUGUGCAAGAUGGAUAUGUGAGUAACGGUUUAUGUGAAAUCAGAGAAAGAAGCUGGAAAGAGCCUCCAAUGGACAAGCAUAAUGGAAUGGACAGGUUUGUGAACCAGCAGUUUCAAGAAGAAAAGUUAAAUAAAUUGCAGAAAUUACUUAUUCUAUUAAGAGGUCUGCCUGGUUCUGGGAAAACAACAUUGUCUAGAAUUCUGCUUGGUCAGAGUCGUGAUGGCAUUGUGUUCAGCACUGAUGACUAUUUUCACCAUCAAGAUGGGUACAGGUAUAAUGUUAAUCAACUUGGUGAUGCUCAUGACUGGAACCAGAGCAGAGCAAAACAAGCUAUUGAUCAGGGGAGGUCUCCAGUUAUAAUAGACAACACUAAUACACAAGCUUGGGAAAUGAAACCGUAUGUGGAAAUGGCAAUAGGAAAAGGAUACAGAGUAGAGUUUCAUGAACCUGAAACUUGGUGGAAAUUUGAUCCUGAAGAAUUAGAAAAGAGGAAUAAACAUGGUGUGUCUCGAAAGAAGAUUGCUCAGAUGUUGGAUCGUUAUGAAUAUCAAAUGUCCAUCUCUGUUGUAAUGAAUUCAGUGGAACCAACACAGAAAAGCACACAAAGACUCCCUCCUCCACAGGGAAGCCAGAGAGAAAAGAUUUUGAAGAAAAGUGGUCAUAGACUCAGCAAAACCAAACAGAAGAAAAACAGAAAAAGAAACAAAAAGCAUGAGACUCUUAGUGAAAUCAUGGUUGAAAACUCAUUUGAAGCCUUGAAUUAUCUUACCCCAAGAGAUCAAGACCCAGCUCCAGGUGAAGAAGAUUUUAAAGAGAUCAAAAGAGAAACAAGUUUUCUCUUAAAUAGUGGCUUACAAAAUGAAGUAGGGGAUUUUGUGAAUGGCUAUAAAGAAAAUAGUUGGAAAAACAUAGAUCCUGAAGAUUGCUUUCCAAAUCUUAUACCUACAGUUGAGUUGGACAGCCCAUCAAAGAAUUACUUCCCUAGGGAAGAUGAUGACUUGCUUCAAACUUUGUCAUUAGUGCCAAAUGUUACUUGUCCAACAGGGCUUCAAAAUCUUCCUUCUGUAACAAGGAAUUACUGCUCUGGCAUGAAGGUUGAAAAGCAUAUUGGAAAUAGGCAUAACUUGGCAUUAGAUACCCAGGACCUAUUUGCUGAAACCCCAUGUUCAUUUAUGAAGAAGAGAGAGAUGAUAGAUAAAAGUCUCUCAAAUGAACCAGUUCCAUGCUAUCAACGUAGAACUUCAGAUGUUUUAAGAGAGAAACAAGGAGUACACAAAACUAAGAACAAUUAUUGGGCUUUUUUCACAGCCAAUUUAUCUAAUAAAGAAUUACAAGUAGGCCCUGACAAACAAUCCUAUUUUGGUAGCUGGCCUGAGGGAACUCAUAUGUUUGUAUGUGAACAAAGACCAAAGAAAGAUAGAUCACGUAAACUGACCUGUGCUGAGAGCAGGGAACAACUGAUUAAAUUGAUUUCCACUUCUGAAGGAGCAUCAGGACCAGGAAGUAGUCCAGAAAUAUCGAUAGAGGAAAUGCUACUGAUAGAAAAUGAAGAUUUGUCAUCUUCAACUGAAACUACAGAUUCAUUCAUAGAAACAGAAACAAAUAUAUUCAGAAGCUCUUUACUUCAACUGGAUAUCCCAAAGAGUUUCUCAGAACCAACAAAGAAUAAGAAAAAGAUACAGAAAAGGAUUCUCAAUUUGGCACCAAACUUUAAUUUACUGGAACAGAGUAAUAUCAAUGGAAAAGAAAAGGAUAAAUAUGACCUAUUAAUAGAAAACUAUGAACUAAGCACUAUUUUGGUAAAAGAAAAUGAUAAAGUUUCAGAAAUAAAUAACAAAAAGGAGAACAGGCAAAAAGUUAUGGCCUUUAACAAUCAUCCGUUGUGGUUUUUCCUUGGUAUCAUCGAAGAUUCCCCUCUAGAUAUUGGUGGACAGUUUUAUUCUCACUACCUGCCAUUUAACAGACCAGGACACACUGUAUAUUUAUACAAACACCCUGUUCCUUCUCUUGUACUACAUUAUAUAUCUAGCUUUUGGCUGAUACUUUUUACCAACAAAAAAACAUUUUUGACUUUCAAACCUCAGACACAAUUAGGUAAUAAACUCAAUGAUGUAGAGUUUAUUUCUUCAGAACUUUUAAGUGGCCAACUUCAAAUUUUGUGCUCUUUGAAGGUUACUUCUGAACUUUAUUUUGUAAACAAACAAUUUGGAGACAAGCCGAAGAGACAGGAAGAAUCUAAGCCAUUACAGUGCUUACUAACUAAGGAUAGACAAGAUUUAAUAAGCACUGAUUUUCAUUUCCUUGGGCUACCAUUAUCACAAGACUUUGCCUUUCAACUAGUAAAGGUUUUUGGAUCUCCUGGAGUUCCAAUGGAAUCCUUGUUGCCUGAUGAGUAUGUGAGUCCUCUUGACUGGAAAACAGUGAAGAUGAUCUAUUUGCAAUGGAAGAUGUCAGUAGAGAAAAGAAGAUUUAUAAUUUUUAGACAGAAGAUGACACUGGCUAGAACUGAGAAUUCCUUGAACUGUGAGUUGUCUGAUAUCCGUGGUGCUGCUGAAAAUCUUGAUCAUCAAGCAAAGUCAGAGUGCUCCGUGUGGACCCAAAAGAUUCUUUCCAGGGUUAUGCCCAUUGGAUACCAAAGCUGGGUUGGAUAAUCUGUCUAAGUGUUAUCUGAAUUUAAACAAACUCAACAGAAGAGGUAACAGCUUAAACAUCAUAUCAUCUAAUUUGAAGAUGUUUACCAUAAUUUUAUUUUGUUUUAUAGAAGAAAACAAUGCACAGAACACUUAAGUAGCUUAUUUUUUUUUUUAGAUUGUAUCAGGUUUGGAAGGGUGGGCCCUAUAUCCAAACAUUGGUCUGUGAUUGCAUUUCUAGAAUUGUGAAAUCCAAAAGGCUUUGAAAACCAAAAGUUGUUUUGUUUUUUCAGUUUUUAUUGCAGUAAAAUAUACACAAUAAAACUUAUCAUCUUAACCGUUAA
This is a messenger RNA of Heterocephalus glaber (naked mole-rat), 4163 nucleotides long. It is a transcript of the gene N4bp2l2, whose product is annotated as NEDD4 binding protein 2 like 2. The record is from RefSeq and is a predicted model, not a curated record. Gene Ontology annotation, biological process: negative regulation of transcription by RNA polymerase II. Lineage: Eukaryota; Metazoa; Chordata; Mammalia; Rodentia; Bathyergidae. Gene Ontology annotation, molecular function: transcription corepressor activity. Gene Ontology annotation, cellular component: nucleus.